This is a messenger RNA of Peromyscus californicus insignis, 3887 nucleotides long. RefSeq names its product ADAM metallopeptidase domain 17 (gene Adam17). The coding region runs from base 235 to 2718 and encodes 827 amino acids. NCBI's taxonomy places the organism in Eukaryota, Metazoa, Chordata, Mammalia, Rodentia, Cricetidae. Gene Ontology annotation, biological process: Notch signaling pathway; membrane protein ectodomain proteolysis. The transcript is spliced from 19 exons. Gene Ontology annotation, molecular function: metalloendopeptidase activity. The record is from RefSeq and is a predicted model, not a curated record. Gene Ontology annotation, cellular component: plasma membrane.
GCCGAGGGAGUCUAGGGUUGCGGCCGGAAGCGGGCUGAGCUCCUUCUCGGUGAGCACCGCCUGCACUUCCGGGGCCUGGAGCUUCGCUCUAAGUUCUUCCCUGUAGGCGGCGCGGGAGGGGAGAAAAAAAGUUUGCGGGGCCGUGCCGGGAGGCUCACCGCCUCUUCCCAAUGUGAGCAGUUUCCCCGGACACUCUUCAGGAGAAGGUUACCCGGAGAGGUGGCGGACGGGAACAUGAGGCAGCGUCUCCUCUUCCUGACCGCUUUGGUGUCUUUCGUCCUGGCGCCCCGACCUCCGGAGGAACCGGGCUCUGGCUCCCACCCGAGACUCGAGAAGCUUGACUCUUUGCUCUCAGACUACGACAUCCUCUCUUUGUCUAAUAUUCAGCAGCACUCCGUGAGGAAAAGGGACCUACAAUCUGCGACACACUUAGAAACACUGCUAACUUUUUCAGCUUUGAAAAGGCAUUUUAAAUUAUACCUGACAUCAAGUACUGAACGCUUUUCGCAGAACUUCAGAGUCGUCGUGGUGGAUGGGAACAAGGAAAGCGAGUACAGUGUGAAAUGGCAGGACUUCUUCAGCGGGCACGUGGUCGGUGAGCCUGACUCUAGGGUUCUAGCCCACAUAGGCGAUGGUGAUGUUACAGUGAGAAUCAACAUGGAUGGGGCAGAGUAUAACGUGGAGCCGCUUUGGAGGUUUGUUAAUGAUACUAAAGAUAAAAGAAUGUUAGUGUAUAAGUCUGAAGAUAUCAAGGAUGUUUCACGUCUGCAAUCUCCAAAAGUGUGUGGCUAUUUAAAGGCGGAUAGUGAAGAGUUGCUUCCAAAAGGGCUCAUAGACAGAGAGCCAUCUGAAGAGUUUGUUCGGCGAGUGAAGAGACGAGCUGAGCCUGACCCCUUGAAGAACACUUGUAAGUUACUGGUGGUAGCAGAUCAUCGAUUCUAUAAGUACAUGGGCCGAGGAGAGGAGAGCACCACCACCAACUACUUAAUAGAGCUAAUUGACCGAGUUGAUGACAUAUACCGGAACACUUCGUGGGAUAAUGCGGGGUUUAAAGGUUAUGGAAUACAGAUAGAACAGAUUCGAAUUCUUAAGUCUCCACAAGAGGUAAAACCUGGUGAAAGGCACUUCAAUAUGGCAAAAAGUUACCCAAACGAAGAAAAAGAUGCUUGGGAUGUGAAGAUGUUGCUGGAGCAAUUUAGCUUUGAUAUAGCCGAAGAAGCAUCCAAAGUCUGCCUGGCUCAUCUUUUCACGUACCAGGACUUUGACAUGGGAACUCUUGGAUUAGCUUACGUGGGUUCUCCCAGAGCCAACAGUCACGGAGGGGUUUGCCCAAAAGCUUACUACAGCCCCGGUGGGAAGAAAAACAUCUAUUUGAAUAGUGGUCUGACUAGUACAAAAAAUUAUGGUAAAACCAUCCUUACAAAGGAAGCUGACCUGGUUACAACUCAUGAAUUGGGACACAAUUUUGGGGCAGAACAUGAUCCUGAUGGGCUAGCAGAAUGUGCUCCAAAUGAGGACCAGGGAGGAAAGUACGUUAUGUACCCCAUAGCUGUGAGUGGUGACCAUGAGAACAAUAAGAUGUUUUCAAACUGCAGCAAACAGUCCAUCUACAAGACCAUAGAGAGCAAGGCUCAGGAGUGCUUCCAGGAACGCAGUAACAAGGUGUGUGGUAACUCCAGGGUGGACGAAGGAGAGGAGUGUGACCCGGGCAUCAUGUACCUCAACAACGACACCUGCUGCAACAGUGACUGCACGCUGAAGCCCGGUGUGCGGUGCAGUGAUAGGAACAGCCCUUGCUGUAAAAAUUGUCAGUUUGAGACGGCCCAGAAGAAGUGCCAGGAGGCCAUUAAUGCCACUUGCAAAGGCGUGUCCUACUGCACAGGGAAUAGCAGUGAGUGCCCCCCACCAGGAGAUGCAGAAGAUGACACUGUGUGCUUGGACCUUGGCAAGUGCAAGGCUGGAAAAUGCAUUCCCUUCUGCAAGAGAGAGCAGGAGCUGGAGUCCUGUGCGUGCGCCGACACCGACAACUCAUGCAAGGUAUGCUGCAGGAACCUCUCCGGCCCGUGUGUGCCCUACGUGGAUGCAGAGCAGAAGAACUUGUUUUUGAGGAAAGGGAAGCCCUGUACAGUCGGGUUUUGUGACAUGAAUGGCAAAUGUGAAAAGCGAGUACAGGAUGUCAUUGAGCGUUUCUGGGAUUUCAUUGACCAGUUGAGCAUCAACACUUUUGGGAAGUUUUUGGCAGACAACAUCGUAGGGUCCGUCCUGGUUUUCUCCUUGAUAUUCUGGAUCCCUUUCAGCAUUCUUGUCCACUGUGUGGACAAGAAACUGGACAAGCAGUAUGAGUCCCUGUCUCUGUUUCACCACAGUAACAUUGAGAUGCUGAGCAGCAUGGAUUCGGCAUCUGUUCGCAUUAUCAAGCCUUUUCCUGCACCGCAGACCCCAGGUCGUCUGCAGCCCCUGCAGCCAGCCUCCAUGAUGCCGCCAGUGUCUGCGGCUCCAAAGCUGGACCACCAGAGGAUGGACACCAUCCAGGAAGACCCCAGCACAGACUCCCACGUGGACGACGAUGGCUUUGAAAAGGACCCCUUCCCCAACAGCAGUGCGGCUGCCAAGUCCUUCGAGGACCUCACUGACCACCCGGUCACCAGGAGUGAGAAAGCAGCCUCCUUCAAGCUGCAGCGCCAGAGCCGAGUGGACAGCAAGGAGACCGAGUGCUAACGGGACCUCAUCCUGCUCUAGGACGCGCACAUGCAGACGUUCUGUAGAGCCGGCCCCGGAACACGCAGGCACGUAGCGGAUGCUGUCAGGGGACAUGGCAUCCUCCGUGGGUGUAGGCCCCUGGAAGGGGUGAGGUAAAUCUGGCUUAUUUCAGGUUUUGGGUUUUUCUUUCAUAAUCUAAAAUCUACUUUGACCUGUGGCGCAGAAGCAGAAAAUAAGGCUUGAUCAAGUUCUUGGUGAAGUGCUGAGGACGUCUGCAGUCUGUCUGUCUGUCUGUCUGUGCACUGUAAGGGUCCUCGGACCACAGUGAAGCAGUUAGUAGUGAGGAUAACUGGAACAGACUUAUUUAUUUCUUUUCCCUUCAAGUAAAAGCAGAGGAACCUGUUGUAUGUACAUUGUCUCCAGAUGUCGCCUGUCUGGGCACUGGAACUUUUUGCAGAUGCAAAGUCCUGUCUGUACUUAGGGCCGUACUGACUAAGAAUGGUCCUGUCCAGGAUGAAGACUCUAGCUUCGGACGAGGCCUGCAGUAACAGCCACGUGAACCAGAGAUGGCCGAGGCACUGUUAGGCCCUAUUCACUGGGCAGUUUCUCUGGCUGGAGAGUUGGCCCAGCAGUUACGAGCGCCUGGUUCCACUCCCAGCACCCACAUGAUGGCUCUUAAUGCUCUAACUGCAGUUCCAGGGGAUCUGAUGCCCUCUUCUGACCUCUGCAGCACCAGGCACGAGUGUGGUGCAGACAUGCAGGCAAAAUGCUCACAUAAAAUAAAAAAUCAGAAAUUUCGAUAUCCACAAAACCUGUACUACUUCCCAACACAACCAGAAAGAACUUGACUGCUGCUUGUGAGUUUGAGUAAGCAAGCUGCACUCUUACCAGAACCGGUUCUCAGCAGGCCAGGUGUGCUGCCACUCCCCGCCUGGGGCCCUGCCCCGGAAGAACUGACCUCCAGAUCCACCAAGGAGAUACUCACAUGACCUCUGGCUUUAGUACUUCGGGAUCCUGGAUGCUCUGUACUUACUGUGUGAAGGAUAAAUACCAUUAGCCUCAAUUCUGAUUUCUAUAAAGUCUAGUUAUAAAGAGCAUUUCUUCUAAGAACUGGAAUGUGCUCACCAGCCACCACAUAUUAACCCAGAUAACUUGUAAACUCUGAGGACGCUAACCAAAUCUGUGCC